AUGUCAUCUAAAGUGUUCACGAAGUUCCUCUUUCCCCCUACCCACCCCCCCGCCCCCUCUCUCACUCUCCCUCCAAUUCAGGGACCCGCUCACGCACACCUGCAAACGCCCCAUGUGUGUGUGCACAAUCCAGUCCAUAAAUUACGGCGCGACAUUUGCCUCAGUGACGGCUUGAAUCACUCGAUCGGCCAUCAACAUCCCCCUCCACCCACCCACCAUCAUAAAAACCGUUUCUUUCCCUAUCCCCACCAGUGGCCCCCAUCCUUGGCCACCACUUCCUCUUCGCCUUCCACUUCCUUGGGUGACAAUCAGACAAAUUGUCAUCAUGAGGGUGUGGGUGGUGGUGCCAGAGGGCUCCACGCUCUUGACCAAAACGUCUGCUUGCUCCACCUUCAGUACUGUCUCGCAUUGAGGACCGCAUUCAUGGGCACAGCAACGACUAUGCACCUACGCAUUGUGUCCGAGUUGAGCAUUGGGUUGAGUAUUCGGUCGUGCAGGUGCUUUAAACACCGCGUCAGCGAUGACUGUGACUUCACUCGGGAGGAGUGUGAAGCAUUUGGCGAGGGUAUUCCAACACUUUUCCUCGACAAGUGUGACGUUGGAGUGGAAGGCAGUACUGGACAGUUGGUAGAGGAGGAGGAGGAGGAGGAUGCUCAACUGCAACGUAGUUCCGCCCAUCAUUUGUGGAACAAUCAACCCGUCUCCAUACUGAACGACAAAGUACGAUUUACCACUGUUGAACCUCUCAGCAGCUCCAAGUUCUACCGCUGGGCCUCACUACCCUCCAAGUCUUUUACAGACAUGACCAAUGCUACUAGUCACUGCUCCUUCCUCUCCCUCUCCAUCUCCAUCUCCUACUCCUACUUCUGCACCUGCUCCUCUGUCGAUCCCUUCGAUGUCGGCGCUCCAUGCUACCACUUCACAGCCACCUUACCACCAAUACUGCGACAAUCCGUGCCAUCAAACUGCUGUAUCGCGUCACUGCAACGACCUUCUACUGUCGUCGAGAAGAGCUCUGACUUCCAACCAAUAGUGGUGGCAAUAAUGGCAGUGGAGCUGCACAUUGGCUUUGAAAAUACCGACUGA
Molecule: messenger RNA, 1086 nt
Organism: Echinococcus granulosus
Lineage: Eukaryota; Metazoa; Platyhelminthes; Cestoda; Cyclophyllidea; Taeniidae
Exons: 6
Coding region: 1-1086 (361 amino acids)
Molecular function (GO): zinc ion binding
Source: RefSeq, a predicted model, not a curated record